Trypanosoma rangeli is the source of this 915-nucleotide messenger RNA. RefSeq names its product ParcG domain containing protein. Bases 1 to 915 code for a protein of 304 amino acids. NCBI's taxonomy places the organism in Eukaryota, Euglenozoa, Kinetoplastea, Trypanosomatida, Trypanosomatidae. Gene Ontology annotation, molecular function: Hsp90 protein binding; Hsp70 protein binding. The transcript has a single exon. The record is from RefSeq and is a predicted model, not a curated record.
AUGACCUACGAGAUUCAGCCCAUUUUGAAAGGUACACGACGCGAUCCGGUGACAAAGCGGUACAACAAGGCGGCGGGUAAGAGCCCGUUCGGUGUUUUUCCUCCUGGUUAUGCCCCAAAGAAAACAACUACUGCUGAUUUAACGGAAACGUGCAAAGAGGAGUCAGUGUCGUUGCGCGGGGUUAAGUUUGCCUAUGCGGGCACCCGAUCCGGCUUUGGCGGGGCCACAAGUUCGCUCUAUAAGGGCCGUCCAAACAAUACUAACUCUGAUGCCUUUUCGGCCAACGGUGCGGGUGACAGUAAACCACCCAAGGCGGGUGCAUUUAAGCGUCGCAUUAUUCCCCCCACUGAAUUUCGUCGGUACUAUGAUCGUGGUGACUUGCCGUUAGCCGUGUCACACGGGAGCCGUCCCAGCAUCGAUUGGAAGGUGGAAGUGGAGCGACUGGAUUACCACCACUACCUUCCCAUAUUCUUUGAUGGGAUACGUGAAACAGAGGAGCCGUACAUGUUUCUGGCCCGCCAGGGUUGCCUGGAUCUGCUUCAGCGCGGGAGCGCCAAGGUCCUUCCCACUAUUCCGCAGCUUAUUAUUCCCAUCAAGACAGCACUAAACACGCGUCAUCCGGAGAUUAUCUGUGCGACUCUUCGUAUCCUGCAACAGUUGGUUGUUAGCGGCGACCUCAUUGGCGAAGCUCUUGUUCCAUAUUAUCGGCAGAUUCUUCCCAUGUUUAAUCUAUUUAAAAGCCGCCACAAACACCGUGCUCGCGGAGAUACGAUUGAUUAUGGUCAGAGAAAGCGUGACGAUGUAGGCGACUUGGUGGAGGAGACACUUCAACUGCUUGAGCUGCACGGCGGUGACGAUGCGUACAUUAAUAUCAAGUACAUGGUGCCAACCUACGAAAGCUGUGUGUUCAGCUAG